AUGACGACUCCUGUACGAACAACAACAACAGUUGAAACUAAUCAAUUAAUACGAGGAAAUCCUCCAACACUCGUACUUGAAUUAAAUAAUCCAAUUGAAACUGGUCCUCGUGUUCGCUGGACAGAAGAAACAAUUGAUAAUGAACAUAUGAAUAAAAAGAAAUCCAAAUGUUGUUGUGUAUAUACUAAACCACAUGAUCCACAAACAAAUCAUGAUGAAACAACAGACGAUAAUGAAUUUGAUAAUUGUCAACAUUGUCGAUAUCAUACGGAAUCUGAUUAUGCUGCUAAAUCGGAAGAAAGACAGCCUAAAAUUAAAUUAGUUGUUGGAAAAUCGCAUGAAUCUUAA
Adineta steineri is the source of this 348-nucleotide messenger RNA. NCBI's taxonomy places the organism in Eukaryota, Metazoa, Rotifera, Eurotatoria, Adinetida, Adinetidae. The record is from the annotation of a GenBank genome assembly.